AUGUCGUGGCAAUCUCCGUCUGCCAUGGCUGGGAUCGCAGGAAUGUCCGCUAUGGAUGGCUCAAACGGCCCACAGGGUACGGAAUACACGCUACAGGGUGUGAUGCGAUUUCUGCAAACAGAAUGGCAUCGUCACGAACGCGACCGCAACGCCUGGGAGAUUGAACGUGCCGAGAUGAAAUCCCGCAUUGGCCGAUUGGAAGGGGACCUGCGCACCAGCAAGCGGCUACACGAGUCUCUCGGGAAGCAUGUGAGGCUGAUGGAGACCGCGCUCAAGCGCGAAAGGGAGAAGGUCAAGAAGCUAUCCAACAACGAGUCCCUUGAGGAUAUCAAGGACCCCAAGGAGGCUGCGCGUGACAGCGUCAAUUUCCUCAAGUCGCAACGCCCUAGACUCGCCACGGACGAUGAAAAUGACCUGGACCCCGACAGUGAAAGUCAGCAGGAUGGUCAACUCGACGACGGCCGAGACAAAGUUCGGGGUUUCUUGACGAAAGCCUCUCACGAAAUCUCGUACCAUGUAAUACCUACCUCCCACCCUCCGCCCGACCUCAACGACUCCGAACUCGCGGGUCACUUAUAUGGCAAUUCGCAACUCUCCCAGCAGAACCUAGAGGAGGCUUAUCUCCAACAGCAACGACAGAAAGCAAACCAAGUUAUGGCGCGUGAGAUGGUCCUCCAAAACCACCAACCUGUGGCCAAUCACUACUCCGAAAACGCUAUGGCCCGGGGCCAAAAUCAGUACGCUACACGGGAAACUAUGGAUCGACGUGCACUUGAAUCACAGCAGGCACCCGUUGGCUCAAUCGGAAACCGAGCCCACGUGUAUGAACAGGGCUUAGUUGACGAGCAACAAAACCAAGCAUACGAGGGACAGGGACCUCAGGUGAUCGCCAAGGAAGAUGUCAACUCGCAGGCAUUGCCCGAGAAGACCGAAGACGUGGAUGGGUGGAAUUUUGACGAGCCAGUGGAGCAGCCACCACUUGUCGAGUCUGUCCCGCCCCAUCGUCCAGACACUGAUGCUUUCCCAAACGCCAAUUUUGUGCGUGCUGAAUCGUCGGGCAAGGUGACAUCGCUCCCGCAUCGAAGAAAGAGCUCCGGCUCAAGACGCAAGAGUGAAGGUGCAGCUGACACUCGCGAGGGAGGCGCGGCCUUGAGCCAACAGCCCGACACCAACUUCAAAGUCCGGUUUGCGUUGCGCGGGCAUCUGGACGUGAUUCGAUCCGUUAUCUUUACCGGCGGCGGAAGCCCAUCAGAACCCGAAAUUUGCACAUGUAGUGAUGACGGGACCAUCAAGCGGUGGAUUAUUCCAGCAACCUAUGGUGGCUUCGGACCGCAUGGCCCGGGUUCCAGCAAUGAUCUGGACAUCACCAGUUACUUUACCCACCGUGGACACGAAGGUGCUGUCACCUCGUUGGCUGCCUGUUCACCAUCUCAGAACAUUUCCAAUGGUGGACGUGUCCUGGGCGAUGGGUGGGUGUUCUCAGGUGGCCAGGAUGCCAGCGUGCGCGUAUGGGAGCGUGGCCGGGUUGAUCCCAAGGCCACCUUGGACGGACACACAGAUGCAGUUUGGGGAUUAUGUGUCCUUCCAGGAACAGUGGGAUCGGUCUUCGGCGAUUCCAGUAGCCAGAACGGUGGACCGGAUCGCAUUCUUCUGGCCUCUGGCGCCGCAGAUGGGCGCAUCCUGAUCUGGGCUGUGAGCGCUCCGCCUCAGAUCUCAGCACCCCCGGGUGGCUCGCGCCGUCAAGGUGGAAGCCGACGGGCAAAUUCAAUUUCAUCUGGGUCCAACUUCCCAUCUUCACCGCAGCCCAGUGUGGCUACCACUACGCCUUUCAACUACACUCUUAUCCAUCACAUUAUUCGCUCUGAGUCACCUUCGCCGACCUGUAUCAGUCCGCUGUCGCUGGCGGGCGUCAACUUUGUUGUUUCUUAUUCCGACGCCUCAAUUCUUGUAUACGACACACGAACGGGUGAAGAAAUCGCGGGCAUGGCCAGUCUGGAGACAUAUGAUGGCACACCAUCUACUGGUGUGAACUCCGUCGUCGCCACCACCAUUGGUUUUGAUGGUGCCGCCAAUCUGGACCCCAAUCGUGCAACCACCGAGGAGGAAGUGGUCCACGGAGCCACCGGAUCGAGCAGCGUGGAGGGCGUCAUCAUCAGUGGCUACGAGGAUCGGUACAUUCGCUUCUUCGAUGCCAACAGUGGCCAAUGUACUUACACAAUGCUCGCUCAUCCCGCCGCGAUUGCCUCCUUGUCAUUGUCUCCAGACGGACGUGAGCUUGUUUCGGCAGGUCAUGAUGCAAGCUUGCGGUUCUGGGACCUGGAGAAACGUACCUGCAACCAGGAGUUGACAAGUCAUCGUCUGAUGCGCGGCGAAGGAGUCUGCGCUGUUGUGUGGAGCCGUGAUGGCCGCUGGGUCGUCGCCGGCGGUGGAGACGGCGUUGUCAAGGUCUUCUCCCGAUGA
This is a messenger RNA of Penicillium olsonii, 2460 nucleotides long. The record is from the annotation of a GenBank genome assembly. NCBI's taxonomy places the organism in Eukaryota, Fungi, Ascomycota, Eurotiomycetes, Eurotiales, Aspergillaceae.